This is a messenger RNA of Drosophila innubila, 841 nucleotides long. RefSeq names its product elongation of very long chain fatty acids protein F-like. The record is from RefSeq and is a predicted model, not a curated record. Gene Ontology annotation, molecular function: fatty acid elongase activity. NCBI's taxonomy places the organism in Eukaryota, Metazoa, Arthropoda, Insecta, Diptera, Drosophilidae. Gene Ontology annotation, biological process: fatty acid elongation, saturated fatty acid; fatty acid elongation, polyunsaturated fatty acid; sphingolipid biosynthetic process. Bases 59 to 832 code for a protein of 257 amino acids. The transcript is spliced from 2 exons. Gene Ontology annotation, cellular component: endoplasmic reticulum membrane.
AUUUCACAACGUUCAACGUGUAUCUUCAAGCUCUGACAGAAAUCAGUCAGCUUCAGAUAUGUUUGAGAUAUUUACUUUUCCUCACGCCGAUCCUAUCGGUCUGCCUUUUGCCUGCGGUUCAUGGCCCAUUUUAAUAACUAUUGUCUCCUAUUUAAUCUUCGUGCUGAAGCUCGGGCCAAAAUUUAUGGAAAAUCGAGAGCCCUUUAAGCUGCGGGGUGUGCUCAAGGUGUAUAAUAUAUUCCAAAUCCUGUUUAAUGGUUUACUUUUAUUAUUGGGUCUUCAUUUGAUUAUCGCGGAGAAACCUUACAACUUCAGUUGUAUGUUAGUACUACCCCUAGACCACGAAUUGAAGAACAUAGAUCGCUAUAUCAACUACCUAUACUACAUCAAUAAGAUUAUCGACUUAAUGGACACAGUGUUCUUUGUACUCCGCAAGAGCUAUAAACAGAUUACAAAUCUGCAUCUUAUUCACCAUGUCUACAUGGCCAUGGCGCCAUACUUUUGGCAACGGAAGUACGGAUACGGAGGGCAUUACACAUUUUCAGGACUCCUGAAUCUCUUUGUCCACAUCGUGAUGUACACCUACUACUACCUCUCAUCCCAGAACCCGCAAAUCAGGAAAAGUGCUUGGUGGAAGCAGUAUAUUACUAUACUGCAACUGAUUCAAUUCGUUCUCAUGUUUUCUCACAGCUUUUGGACUCUUUUGCAACCAAACUGUGAUGUACCCUUUCCAAAGCUCUUCUUAAUAAUGUUCAUGUCCGGCCUAAUGUUUGUAAUGUUUGUCAAUUUCUACAGAAAAUCCUAUAUACAUAAAAACAAGAAAACUGCGUAGAAAUAUCAA